Molecule: messenger RNA, 696 nt
Organism: Aspergillus tanneri
Lineage: Eukaryota; Fungi; Ascomycota; Eurotiomycetes; Eurotiales; Aspergillaceae
Exons: 3
Coding region: 1-696 (231 amino acids)
Molecular function (GO): catalytic activity
Source: RefSeq, a predicted model, not a curated record
AUGGCCUCGGGCUCCAUGCGCAGCGCAGUUAAGGUGUCUAAUGACGUCGAAGAACGCCUCAUCGGACAUAUCAAGCGAACGCUCCAGCUCCCCAUAUCCGAGCCGCUGGAUGGAUCCACUUCCCUGUCCAGGCUGGGUAUAGAUGCAUUGAGUGCAAAAGAGAUCCGACGUUGGGCUUUGGGCCAGCUGCAUGUUGACGUAUCCGUUGUAGAUAUCGUAGCAGAGCACGUCCAGCAUGUAGUCCCUCCCGAAGAGCGCCACGCGGCGACUAUUUCUGAAUCUGACAAAUUUUCCGAAUGUUUCAAGUCUGAAACGGAAGAGCUGAACAUCAUAGCCUCUGCUCCCAGAUUUCGGCGCACGGAAGGAAUUUCAUUCACUCAAACUCGACUGUGGUUCGCUGGCCAAUACAUGGGAGAUCCCGUACAAUACAACAUCGGAAUGUUGCACAAGAUCCACGGGCCCUUCUCGGCAAAGCGAUUAGAGAAAACGCUGUUUGAGACAUUCGCACUCCACGAAAUAAUGCGAACAGCAUUCCUUCAGGAUAAAAGCACCGGGGAGCUUCAACUAGAGCUCCUCAGUGAUGCCCGCCCAGGAUUCCAGCGUAUCCAUGACCAGAGCGCCCAGCAGUCACUCGGAGACACGAAGAGGACCUGGCACAUAUAUGGAAAUUGGACCAGGGCGAAACGCUUUGGGUGA